AUGAAACUUUUCUUAUAUUUCAUCUUCUUACAUUCGUUGGGAGAAUGUAUUCAACCAUAUUUUCCCCGCCAAGUGACUUUUCUCGCACGCGAAAACUACGAUGGCAAGAAGAAUCUCUUUGCAAUCGACGAAAUAAAUCAACGAGCAUAUCAAAGUUGGGGAAAGAAAUCAUUUGAUGAAAGGCGAGCUUAUGCUAUGAAAGAUAUGCCAUAUAUGUUUCCUGAUCCUUCUCAAUCGAAAUACUAUGUUCAAUUGUCUUACUUUACACCACCACCUCCACCUGGUUGUCAUUAUGGAAUAUAUGCUCUAGAUGGACUUGGAUUUUCAUUUAAUGUAUUUCCUGAUCAUUGGCAAAAACAUUUGGAUUCAUUUGAAAUACUAAAUUAUGUUCAUUUUACGUCUAAAAUGAUUCAUUCAAAUCAAUCGAAAGAAAACGAAGAUUAUUGGUAUUCUGAUGAAAAAUGUCGAUUAAGCAGUGGAGAAAUGGUUCCAUGCCAAGAAAUUUAUUUUAGAAGAGGUACGGAAAUACCUUUACGAACAACUCGUGUUGAUUAUAACAUAGUGGCUUUGGUACAGAAAACAACAGCAUAUGAAAUUUUAUCAAUCGGAGAGCCAGAUGAAAAAUAUUUUGAUUCAAUUCCAAAAAAUUGGACUGAAUCAUGCGAAGAUGCUAAAUUUGGAAUUAGCUAUGAUGGGAACUCCUCAUAUUUAUAUCCAGGUAAAACGGUACUAGUUCAAGUUUGGCUUCGAACUGCUCCACAUAAAGUUAAUGGAAAUGAUACGCUGCGUAUUCAGUGGACAGCGCAUGAUGAUGAUAAAUAUAUUACAUUGACACCAAAAGAAUUAGUUUUUAAUGGAGAAAAUUUCUCGGAAAAACAAACUUUAACAAUAAAACGUCAUGAGGGCCAAGCAGAAGCAAUAUUUUAUCCAAUUUUUCACGGUGGAGGUCUUGAACCUGUUUUUACAGAGAAAUAUUCUUUUACGCUUUUCAAUGAACUUGGAUAA
Adineta ricciae is the source of this 1005-nucleotide messenger RNA. The record is from the annotation of a GenBank genome assembly. NCBI's taxonomy places the organism in Eukaryota, Metazoa, Rotifera, Eurotatoria, Adinetida, Adinetidae.